UUUUCAUUACUGUGUAUCUUAACAAAACUUGAUUUCGUUGACCUAGUCUCUCCCGCCAUGCGAAGUCUCUCUUUGGCGCCAAUUGAUUGUUGGAAGCAAAAAGAAAAACAAAACCCUUUCUCUCAGCAACAAAUCUGAAAAGAGAAACAUCACUCCGUUGUUGUGAAUCAAUGGCUUCGAGCUCUGCGGCGGAAGGAGUAUCAAUGGACGAUGAUUACGAAACCUUGAUUGCAACCACCGACGUGGAGCUUCUGAAGAGAGCGUGGCGCAACGAGAAGGCGGCCCCAGAGAUUCUCCGCUACGAAUCUAAAUUGGUUUCCCGCGUCAACAAAGUCAUUCAACUCAUGGAAGAAAUUGUGGAGGAAAAAUCCAGUGGCGGUACUGAUCCUCUUUCGGUGUCUCUAUAUCAGAUGGACUUGGAUAGAACUCUCUUUUUGUUAAGAUCCUAUCUCAGGAUCCGCAUCCAGAAGAUUGAAAAGUACGUGUUCCACAUCCAAAAAACUGAAGAACUUAGGAACAGGCUAUCUAAAUACGAGAAAGAUUUUGCCAAAAUGUGUGAAAAUGACCUAGAGCAACAUCUGGAUGAGAGUGUUCUGUCGAAGUUGCCUAAAGAUUAUAAGUCUGUUCUGAGGCAAUCUUCAAUGAGUGAAGAGGAUGACAUGGUCCCAGAACCACAACUAGACGCAUUUGUUUUGUGUAGAAGUAAAGAGUAUCUCACGGGCAUUCAACUCGAAGAUGGACCUGUUGAUGACAGGUCGAAGCUGUUUGAGAUGGAGCCAGGUGUCCUCCACUUCAUAUGUUACAAAUCAAUAAAGGCACUUGUAGAGAGUGGCAAAAUUGAUCUCCUCUGAUAUUUGCAAUGAUGCUUGUGCAAGUGACAUAGUGAAUAAGCAAGUGAUAUCCCUCCUUGUUUAAAUGUUCACAACAUGGGAGUGUCAGUGUAAAACAUAUAACAUAUAAGGUGGUAUCGUGAAAUACACUAUUUAUUCCUACAUUUUUUUUUUCAAUAUUGUGUAUGGAGCUGAUAUAGGACGUUGUCAAGGAAAGCAGUUUCAAACUUAUAAAGGGACAAUGUUUUCUCAUAUAGUGUCACGUGAAAAUUAAACGUGAAAUGAUUAGUGCAUGUUUGGAUAUCAGUUGCAUUGCAGUGGUGGCAAAA
Messenger RNA from Glycine soja, 1159 nucleotides. Its product is annotated as DNA replication complex GINS protein SLD5-like. The transcript has 6 exons. The record is from RefSeq and is a predicted model, not a curated record. Gene Ontology annotation, cellular component: GINS complex. Gene Ontology annotation, biological process: double-strand break repair via break-induced replication; DNA-templated DNA replication. Lineage: Eukaryota; Viridiplantae; Streptophyta; Magnoliopsida; Fabales; Fabaceae. The coding region runs from base 171 to 851 and encodes 226 amino acids.